Nicotiana attenuata is the source of this 1229-nucleotide messenger RNA. RefSeq names its product protein ENHANCED DISEASE RESISTANCE 2-like. The record is from RefSeq and is a predicted model, not a curated record. The coding region runs from base 233 to 1105 and encodes 290 amino acids. Lineage: Eukaryota; Viridiplantae; Streptophyta; Magnoliopsida; Solanales; Solanaceae. The transcript has a single exon.
UCCCAUUCUCACAUAUAUAAAAUCCCCCCACGCCCAGCAUUUCAAUAUAUUACACCCAUAACCCCGGAGCUCCUCCAUUUCUUCUCCCAACAUUGACCUUUAUUUCUAUAAUCCAAUUUCUUUAUACAAAUUCUGAUGAUCAUAUAGAAGGAAGAAAAAGGAAGUUUUGUAUAGAAAGAUUUUUUUUUUUUCCAUUUUAUAGUCCGAAGAAUUCAAGAAAUAUUUAGAGAAAAUGUGCUCGACAAAGCAAAAGCUCAAUAAAGAUUGGAUAGAAGAAGCACUCUCCGGCGGGUCAUUAAAGCCGGUCGAUUUGAAUAACGGAACAAACGGGUGGGCGUCACCACCCGGAGAUCUCUUCAAGCUCCGCGGCCCCAAUUACUUCACUAGAAAGACAAAAAUAACCUCAGGCGACUGGCUGUUACAGCCCGCGGGAGUCGAUUGGCUGCGGUCGAGCUCGAAACUCGACCACGUCCUCGCGCGUAGCGACAAUCGCGUGAUGCAAGCGCUGAAGAAGGCUCACUCACAAGGCGCGUGCUUAAAAACCUUCAUACUCGCCGUGAAUCUUCAAAUCCCCGGGAAGGACCAUCACAGCGCGGUUUUCUACUUCGCCACGAAGGAAAACCGCCCGCUCGAACCCGGUUCGCUCCUCUACCGAUUUGUUCACGGGGAUGACUCGUACCGUAAUGCCCGGUUUAAAAUAGUGAACCGGAUCGUUAAAGGACCGUGGAUUGUGAAAACCGCGGUGGGUAAUUACUCGGCGUGUAUACUAGGCAAAGCUUUAAAUUGCUAUUAUCACAAGGGAGAUAAUUACUUAGAAAUCGACGUGGAUAUUAGUAGCUCGGCGAUUGCGAAUGCGAUUUUGCAUUUGGCUUUAGGGUACGUAACGUCGGUGACGAUCGAUAUGGGGUUUUGUGUGGAGGCGACGACGGAGGAGGAGUUGCCGGAAAAGUUGUUCGGAGCGGUGAGGAUUUGUCAAAUGGAAAUGAGUUCUGCUGCUUUUAUUGAAACGACGUCGUCGUCGAGGAAGGUAAUAGCAAAUGGUCAUUUUAACCAUAGUAGUAGCAAAGUGCAGGCUGAGGAGGGCGAAAAUGACGAAGAGAGAUGAUUCUUUUUAAAUUUUUUGUUGUUGUUGUAAUUGUUGGAAAAAUUUAAUGAUGUGAAAAUUUUAGUGGUCCCUGGUACAAAAAUCUAUGUUGACAAUUAAUAAAAAGAAUUUUGCAUCUCUAAAA